Messenger RNA from Glycine soja, 1169 nucleotides. RefSeq names its product probable inactive shikimate kinase like 1, chloroplastic. Gene Ontology annotation, cellular component: chloroplast. The coding region runs from base 40 to 882 and encodes 280 amino acids. The transcript has 10 exons. NCBI's taxonomy places the organism in Eukaryota, Viridiplantae, Streptophyta, Magnoliopsida, Fabales, Fabaceae. The record is from RefSeq and is a predicted model, not a curated record.
AGAGCAAGAGUGAAGACAGAGAAAGAUAAUAAGAUUGGAAUGGAGAAGGCAAGCCUGUGCCACAGGAACACUCCUCUCCCACUUCUUAAUCGCCCUUCCAAUUUUCUUCAAUUCAAGCACCAAAACUCCUUCCUCAAGUUCCCGAACCCAAACCUCCAUCGACUGCGCAGGCUCAAUUGCUCAGUAUCAGACGGCACCGUUUCGUCUUCGCUUGGUGCCACGGACUCGUCUCUUGCGGUGAAGAAGAAAGCAGCAGAGGUGUCUUCUGAGCUCAAAGGGACCUCCAUAUUUCUGGUUGGUUUGAAGAGCUCUCUUAAAACUAGUUUGGGGAAGCUGCUGGCUGAUGCAUUGCGGUAUUAUUAUUUCGACAGUGAUAGUUUGGUGGAAGAAGCUGUAGGUGGUGCACUGGCUGCAAAAUCAUUCAGAGAGAGUGACGAAAAAGGCUUCUAUGAGUCUGAGACUGAAGUACUGAAGCAAUUAUCGUCCAUGGGUCGACUAGUGGUUUGUGCAGGAAAUGGCACUGUUACAAGCUCCACUAAUCUGGCCCUUCUGAGACAUGGGAUUUCAUUAUGGAUUGAUGUGCCUCUAGAUUUUGUGGCCAGAGAUGUAAUUGAAGAUAAGAGUCAAUUUGCUCCAUCUGAAAUAUCUAUUUCAGGAUCAUACCCAGAGGUACAGGAUGAACUAGGUGCUCUGUACGAUAAAUACAGAGUUGGAUAUGCUACAGCUGAUGCUAUUAUUUCAGUUCAAAAAGUAGUUUCUCGGCUGGGUUGUGAUAACUUAGAUGAAAUUACAAGAGAAGACAUGGCUUUGGAGGCUCUUAGGGAAAUUGAGAAGUUGACCAGAGUAAAGAAGAUGCAGGAAGAGGCUGCAAGACCAUUUUAACCAACUUGGACAUGCUCCCUUCCUUUACCCGGAAUCAAAUUGGACAAUCUAAACAUUUUUAAAUUUGCAAUCCCUGUGUUAGCUUCUCAAAUUUCAGUUUUCUUUUUAGUUGUUUUCCUUUGAAAUUUCAGUCUUCCUAUUGUUGUUGUUGUUUUAAGACUUACUCUGUACUAUAGUGUUAUAUAGGGGAGGAGAAAAAUACUCCUUUCUGUACCUCCAAUACAACUUUUUUGCCUACUUUUUUUUUCUUCUUUUUAUCAAUGAUUACUUGAUUUCUUCCUGAAUUA